GAACAUGAAGUACUUAGUGUUAAUUAGUGCAAUAUUUUUCCUUUCGGAUGUCCGAGCGUCGACAGAAGGACCAUAUGGCUUUCAAAUUUUGACGAAAGUAUUUCGGCAAUUUUUGAGGUCUCAACCCGACGAUGUUAAAAUUGGUGAUGGAGUGCACAUCAUCAGUACAAGUAGUGAAAAUGAUGCAAGAGCUAAUAUUGAUGAUGGAACUGUGUUGGGAGUAGUGGAAAACUAUUUAGAGCAUCAUGAGUUGCGGAUAAGACUUCCAGAACUCAUGCCCGGUGAAGGUUUCGGAAGAGCCUUGAAAACUGCCAUGAAUGAAGUUGAUGGGAAAGAGGAUGAAAGUUCACCAAGAAAAGGUGGCGGUGGUGGAGGAGGCAAAGGAGGUGGCGGUGGAGGAGGCGGUGCAGGAGUUAUGAUGAUGGGACUCAUGAUGGGAAAGAUGAUGGCUGCUCUUGGAAUCGGUGGUGUCGGUCUUCUUGCCAUGAAAGCUCUGAUGGUAUCAGCCCUAGCUCUCAUGCUGUCUGUGGUCAUAGGCUUGAAGAAACUUGUCAGUUCAGAUCAUGAUGAUGGUGGUCAUACCGUCAUACAUGCAGGUCAUGGCCAUGGGCACGAGUAUAGGAAGAAAAGGGAUGCGAGUGAUAUGGCUUUCCAGGGAUGGGAAGAGUACAAAACUCAUUAAAGUAUUUAUCAAGAUGGAUGUACAUGUCUCCAAAGAAAAAUAUCUCCUGAACAAGCCGUUAUGAAUAUUAAUUGUACAGAAUUCAGACAGUUUCCAUGAGAUAUUUGACGAGAAUUGGAAAAAAUAGAACAAUAUGAAUCUCAUUAGUCCUAGGAUAGUAAUUUAUUAUUCAUAUAUUUAUUGGGUUGUUGAAUAUUGUACAAAAUGGUAUUUCAUUCAUAGGAAUACGACAUACAAAGGUGACUGACUAAUUUCGUAUAUUUUUCAGGGAUCACCUGACUAGAGUUAUUUAUAUUAUCACUACAAACAAACUUGAUUAACUCAUAUUUACCAGUGACGCACAUGAUUAAUAUUACUUGACAAUUACCAAUUUUUUGACUAGUCAUCCCCUACACACGUAAUAAUUUCAUCUUCAUCACUUAUUUUAUCAUUUUCAUUUCUCCUAAUACAUUCCAAAAUUAUUGUAAAUACCUGCACGUAUGACUUUUGCAAUUUCUUCUUUGAAACCAUCAAAGCAAAGUUGAUUUUGACAACUUACUUUGAAUUCUCAACAAUGUUUUCUGCCCAAAUUGACACAUGAAAUAUUCAACUUCAUAACAAUAGCUGAAUUAUUUGAUUGUUGGGUGCCUUUUUGUUAAGUGUGCUGUACAAAUUGCGACUUGUUUCAUUUGAUAAAGAUAACCUGCUCGAAUGAACAAUAACACAUGAAAAUUAAAACAUUUCAAGUGCACUAGAAGAUACUGCAUAGAAGGCCAGUUUUUCUCUUUCUUCAACGUCAUAAUCAUUGACGUUCUAUAUUUUGUAAUGAAUCAUUUAUUGGCAUAUUGCCAAAUCUGAGUAUUCGAAAUGAAUUGCAUCAAAAUAGCGAGAAUAUUAAUUUCCACAAAUUAUACGGACAACGGUGACCUCAGGAACAAUAUUUUCUGUUAUGAAUGAAAUAUAUUCAUGAUAUAAUUUUUCAAGACCUUGUCUAUGUACAAUUGUCAUUUGAAUCAAAUCUCACUUCCUUGUAGAACAAAUCGCCUUCAAUAAAAGAUACUAUUGAUA
Molecule: messenger RNA, 1729 nt
Organism: Leptinotarsa decemlineata (Colorado potato beetle)
Lineage: Eukaryota; Metazoa; Arthropoda; Insecta; Coleoptera; Chrysomelidae
Cellular component (GO): membrane
Source: RefSeq, a predicted model, not a curated record